AGGUCCUUGAUCGUCUUGUGACCCUAGCGCUUGGAUUAAGUCUUUUGUCUUGUGCGAUUAAGGUAGUGAGACCCAACGCAUGGGGAGCCCGGGGGAGUGACGAGCUAGACGGCUAGGCAUUUGUUGGACUUAGGUUUUUGUAGCUAGGCCGCUAGUCACCCAUGUUGAUUUAGAAAUUUUUGUGUACAGAACUCCUUUAGUAUAGUAAUGACUUCGCCCGAUUCUGCUCUUCUUUUCUCCCCUACACCGAACAAGAAGCAAGCCACCGACUGCACCACCCAUUUGAGAAAAUCGAAUUUCGAAUCUGCUCUGCUCUGUUCUUUUCCGUCGGCUGCUCUUCCUUGUUUGGGUGUGAGUUCUUCAAAAUUCUGAAUUGCCGCCGGCCUUCCCCCAAACUGCAGCUCCAAUUUUUUGCUGCUAAAUUCUGGUGCUGUUAUGGCUUAGAGCAUUGGGAUUGAGUCCUCGGUUUAUGCGAUUUAAGGUUACAAACCAGUUGAUCCACCGCACCCGUUUUGUCAAAGUACUACACAACAUUAUAUUUAUUCAUUUGGGUUGAGCCGGCGGUUUGAACGGUUGAACCGGUUAAACCGGGAACCAGAGGUCAAAACGGUUUGACCUCCGGGUCGGUUUUUAAAACUUUGUCGACAUGUUUACUGAUAGGACCAGUUCAUUCUAAAAUCCUGCCAAUGGGAUAAAACAUCGGUUACUAUUGUGCCCGCCAGUGGGAGGUUUAUAAACGCUGGCCAUGACCUAUAGAUGAGACUACUACUGAAUUUUCUUCUGCAUUAACGAUUUGUUAUUGAACGCUUGUUUAUUGAACUGAAUUUGAUUCUGCAUUAACGGUUUAUCAUUGAACGUUUUGUUAUGUUAAACCGUUUAUCAAGCAUGCUAAAAUUUUACUCUCGGGCUAUCCAUAUUUACUUACUGAGUUAUCUCAUAGUUUUUCCUUGUCCACCAUUUCAAGAAGCGAAGUCAAGGACGAGGAAAAACGAGGGGAGUGACGAGUUAGAAGGCUAGCCACCUGUAAUUUGAUAUAGAUUUUAGAUAUGAUCAUGAUCUUGUAAGCUAGAUUUUAAUUGGAGAUUUUUUAAAUUUAUUUAAUGGAUUGUUAAUUUACAAGAGAUUUGACCUUGAGAUGUUAAGUUUCAGUCAUGUUGGACAUAGAAUUAUGUUGAAAUAUUUGAUUUAAGUUAUUGGAUUGUCAGAUGUGAAUUGGAUAAGUUCCGAGCCUUGUGCAUUUGUGGGAUCCUUUCACGAGUGUACGGCGUUUGCCACAUCCCCGGAUUUAGGUUCUGGGGCGUGACGCCAUGUGUAAAUUGAG
Molecule: messenger RNA, 1321 nt
Organism: Rubroshorea leprosula
Lineage: Eukaryota; Viridiplantae; Streptophyta; Magnoliopsida; Malvales; Dipterocarpaceae
Source: the annotation of a GenBank genome assembly